AUGUGGGUAUCUCGGGCGCGACAGCCGGCGCUUAAUGCCACCGCCAUUUCUCGCCGACUCCGAACGGGUCUCCGCCGAAGCCUUGUCCCUGGACGUCGAUACUAUGCUAGCAGUGACCAGGAAGCUCGUCCACCUUCCUCGAAUUGGUUCAGAAACUCUCUCGGGCUGGCAGGAAUAGCAACCGCUACCUUCCUGAUUUAUUCGUAUGCGACCAAGCCGGAUGAGAGCGAAUUCUUGAAAAGCCUACCGACUCCCUCGUCAACGCCCAUCGAAGAUCUGGAGUACGCGCAGAGGAAACGGAGUUUGAAAAGCCCAGGUGUUUAUUUAUGGGGUACGAACGAAUACCGAGUUGUGGAUCCUAAGUCCAAAGAUUCUGUCGUCAAGACUCCGCGGAGGUUGCCUUUCUUUGAUGGUCAGGUGCUGAGAGACCUCAAGCUCGGGGAAACAUCUGGCGCCGCGAUUAAUGGAAAUGGAGAUCUGGUACAAUGGGGCAAAGGGUACUCGGAGACGGAAUUCAAGCCUACAAAGACGCUUACUGGGAAGAACCUGAUCUCUCUGUCCAUGUCGCAUGACCGUAUCCUCGCGCUGUCCUCCAAUGGCAAGGUCUAUUCGCUUCCGAUCUCGAGGCGCGACCAGGCGUCGGGUCAAAUGCCCGUGGAAAAGUCAUGGCUGCCCUUUUGGUCUGGUACUGCAAAAUUGAGUUAUCGUAUCAUUCAGCCAAGUUUGAAGCUGGGGGAGAAGGUGACCACCAUCAGCGGAGGCCUAGAACAUAUCCUCCUUUUAACAAGUUCUGGUCGAGUUUUUUCCGCCGCUGCCUCCACUGAAAAUUUCCCCUCGUUUGGACAGCUUGGUGUCCCUGGGCUCACAUGGGCGACCAGGCCUAACGGCCCAGUGGACACCUGCCACGAGGUCCAGACACCUCCCGGCACUAAAGUCUCACAAAUUGCAGCUGGUGACUAUCACUCCUUGUUGCUCACCAAAGAUGGUAACAUUCUUGCAUUUGGCGACAACUCUUUUGGACAGCUAGGAAAGCAAUUUGACCCAUCGCUGCCAUUUAGCGCUAGGCUGACCUUUGUGCCCAUCAAAGAGCUCUACCGCGGUGAGCCCCGACUCCCCAGAGUAACCGGCAUUGCAGCCGGCGGUGCCAACAGCUUCUUCACUGUGGAUGUCCAGCAGGCUGGUCUAGCUGAAGAUGUCAAGGGGGUAAGCAAAGUCACCUCCGAUGUUUGGACUUGCGGACGGGGUAUCUGGGGUGCGCUCGGGAAUGGCAAAUGGACACACCUGCAGGACAAGCCCACCAAACUAAAGGCACUGAGUGGAUUAGUCGAGUACGAUGAAGCCACGAAUACGCUGGUCCCGAUCCGCCUAAACGACAUCUCUGUUGGAACGACUCAUGUCUCGGCCGUCCUAGGCAACCAAACGCAUCUAGACCGUCGGUCUGCUUCCACUCUCGACAAGACUCACGACGCAGGUCUCGAUGUGCUAUGGUGGGGAGGAAAUGAGCACUUUCAGCUUGGGACCGGCAAGAGAAGCAACUCUUCCAAACCGGUCCAUAUUCAUGCACCACCAGAAAGAGGAUCAGACAAGGAGGUUGCCAGGCUUCAAAUCAUGCCUCCCCAUCACGCAACGAUUGACAACCGCGAUGUCGACCUGCGACAACGGGUUGAGUGUGGACGCCAUAUCUCUGCUAUCUACUCGGCACCCCAAAAGUGA
Messenger RNA from Aspergillus calidoustus, 1713 nucleotides. Lineage: Eukaryota; Fungi; Ascomycota; Eurotiomycetes; Eurotiales; Aspergillaceae. The record is from the annotation of a GenBank genome assembly.